CGACAGCGCGCGGAAGAGGAAAGUCUACAAAACCGGUCAAAACACGCUAAUUUAGCUGUGUCUUUGUCGAGUUAACCGGGUAGCCCGCUGAAUUACUGGGUAAAAUUAUAAAGUCAAUAACUAGCUAACUAACGUAGAAGGAAAAAUAAUGCACCACGUCAAGAUUAAGACCGAGAAGCCAGAUCUAGAGGGAAGUGGUGCCCGGAGUCGACUCGAUGCCGUGUUGCAGGUUCUAGUUGAGAAGAGUGAGACUGAAAGGGAGCAAAGUGAAGAUGAUACUGGAAAGAUAGCGACUGACUCUUUAAACAAGGAUUUAUCUCCAUCAUCUGCUGGAAAACGGCCAUCAUCACGGUUCCCACAGCACCGGAGAAAAAAGCGAAAAGAGAUGGAUGAUGGCUUACCAGAAACCAAUCAGCAUAAGCAAAAUGCCUAUGUUAUUAAGUUAUUUGAUCGCAGUGUGGAUCUAGCUCAGUUCAACACUAGCACCCCCCUGUAUCCUAUCUGCCGUGCCUGGAUGAAAAACAAUCCUUCAGUUCGCGAACGUGCUGCCUCUCCAAGUCCCCCUCACAGCAUAGGAGAGGAAGAAGUUACAGAUAUGCUCAAUGGUAAGGGUCAGAACGUGUAUAGACUGCCUCCUCCAACCUCUUGUCCCGUCAGUCCCUCUGGAGAGCCUAUCAACUUGAGGAUCCCACAGACUGAGAAGCCGACUGUUACCCAACUAACAGAUUCAGCUCCUGUAUUAGGGUCCGUCAUAUGUGACCACAUAGAACGUGACCACAUGGAACGUGACCACAUGGAACGAUGGAAGAAGAUAAGGCAAAAGUGGAAGGAGUCGUCCAACAAGAAUCAGUUAAGAUAUGGUGAGAGCAUUAGGAUCCUGAAGGAGAUGUACGAUCGCUAGCUGGCCGGCCACUUGCCAUGGGAGUGGAGUCAGCGCGGUAUGAGAGGAGCCAUGGUGCAGCAGUCCUCAUUGGAGCACAUGCGUUAUCUACGCGAGAAGACUGCCUGACACGAUUGUAUUAUCAGAGCCUUAAGCCUUAAAGCAAGAAACAUUCAGUCAUUAUUUAAGUUUCUGGAAUUCCUUGUCAGGAAUUACGAUCCCAGUGUGUUGUGGGACUGUUUUUAAUUUGUCGAAAUUGUGUAUAGAUGUUUUUUGACUACAUUGCAGAAAUGAAUUCAAUCCCAUGUCUCCUGGUACACUGGCUUGUGUGUCAUACUAUUGAGAAGUGUCGUUUAAGUUCCUUUUGAAAUGUUCAUUCAAACUCAAGAUUGCUUACUUGUUUGUUAACAUACAUGAGCUACGUAAUACAAUGCUUUUGGGAUUUCCUGAAAACUUGAAAGCUUAAUAGUUUGGCCCAGACCUGAGACAGGUUAUGUUUUGAUUGUGUUAUUGCACCACAGAAAAGUAAUUAGUUGUGAUGAAUAAAAAUGUGUUUAAAAAAAUGUACCACUCCCAAGUUAACCUGUUCCCAGAUGCUGUUAAAAAUGGAGGGGUACAUAUGCAAUACCACAUCUUGAGACCUGAAAGG
Messenger RNA from Lampris incognitus (smalleye Pacific opah), 1529 nucleotides. RefSeq names its product lin-37 DREAM MuvB core complex component (gene lin37). Gene Ontology annotation, biological process: negative regulation of transcription by RNA polymerase II. The coding region runs from base 149 to 901 and encodes 250 amino acids. The transcript is spliced from 10 exons. Gene Ontology annotation, cellular component: transcription repressor complex; Myb complex. Lineage: Eukaryota; Metazoa; Chordata; Actinopteri; Lampriformes; Lampridae. The record is from RefSeq and is a predicted model, not a curated record.